GCUUUCGAUAAAAUUGUUUUCUCACUUAAUUUUGGUUCUCGACAUCCUAUUUAAAUUCAUUUUAAAAAAUUUAGACUAACUAAACUAAAUUGAAAGAAAAAUACAAGUUCUAACUGUCAUAAUAAAACGUCGAAGUCCUCAAAUCAAACUUCACAAACUUGGACAAUGUGCAAAAAUUUGUUAUCGUGCGGCUUUCGAUAAAAUUGUUUUCCCACUUAAUUUUGGUUCUCGACAUCCUACACCGUAGUUUUGUUUAGCAAAUUAAAAGUAACCGUGACAGAAAGUCUGUUUGAUUUUUUUAUCGUACAAGUGUUAAUAUUUAUCCUGCUAGGUUAUAGCCAGUUACCGUAUAAUGGAGAACAGUAAUAAGAUCGUGGCACCACACCUCAAUGCCGAAGUAUACAGAACAGAUACAACUGGAAAUGAAGCACCGUCGUACCUUGACUAUAUUAAGCUUCAUCCAGAUGGUAGUGUUCUUGUCGGUUGUUCUGAGCUGACUGGAAGAUAUUGGGUUGGAGGUGCUGCCAUCUUCAAAAAUAUUGGCGAAGCCAAGGACAUAAGCCCUACAUCUAUGAGAAGUAUUCAAUUGGACUCUGGUACUGCUGAUGGAUGCUUUAUAGGAAAAUCUUCAAAGGUUUUAAUAUGUGAGGACAGUGGUGCAAUUGGCAUUUGGAGCAUAAAUGAGGAUGACUCAUGGAAGCACUGGAAGGAAGAGAUGACAGUUUCAGAGCAUGACAAUGGGGUGAUGGCAGUAGACUGCCUCGAGCCAGAGAAACAGUAUGUGACAGCUGGAGCUGAUGGCCAUAUUAAGGUGUGGGAUCUGACCGACAUGAUCUGCAUUAGGAACUACAGCUUAGCACACUGUGCAGUGGUGUCUGGUGUCUCGGUGAGACCUGACUCCACUACAUGCUUUGCAUCUGGAUCUUUAGACAUGUACAUCACACUGUGGGAUGAUAAUAUAGACAAACCAGUUCUAGACUUAGUUAAGAAUGACUGUGGCAUCCGUUGCUUACAAUGGAUAGAUGAAAACCAGUUAGUGUAUGGAGACGAGGCGGGAGUGCUUCGAGUGAUGGAUGUUAGAUAUCCUGAGAAAGUGGCCACGCUGUGUGACUUCCCCGCGCCGGUGCAUAAAGUUGCUGUGCAUCCAGAACACAGAAGAAUAGCAGUCUGCUGUGACAAUAAAAUAGUUUCCGUCUGCGACAAAGUGGCAGACAACAAUACGAAAGUCUUGUACCACGAUCGCCACUUGCACAGCAACUACGUGCGAGGUGUGGCGUGGGACAACAGUGAAAGCAACGCUCUGCACUCCUCGGCUUGGGACGGACUCAUCAGAACUCAUAAUGUUUCGUGAAUGUUUGUGGUACAAUUUUUAAAUAUAUUUUGAUUUUCCCACCAACCAUA
Molecule: messenger RNA, 1401 nt
Organism: Cydia pomonella (codling moth)
Lineage: Eukaryota; Metazoa; Arthropoda; Insecta; Lepidoptera; Tortricidae
Product: methylosome protein WDR77-like
Exons: 6
Coding region: 353-1351 (332 amino acids)
Biological process (GO): oocyte axis specification
Cellular component (GO): methylosome
Molecular function (GO): protein binding
Source: RefSeq, a predicted model, not a curated record